Molecule: messenger RNA, 5310 nt
Organism: Cyprinodon variegatus (sheepshead minnow)
Lineage: Eukaryota; Metazoa; Chordata; Actinopteri; Cyprinodontiformes; Cyprinodontidae
Gene: abcc8
Product: ATP binding cassette subfamily C member 8
Exons: 39
Coding region: 312-5165 (1617 amino acids)
Biological process (GO): potassium ion transport; transmembrane transport
Cellular component (GO): membrane
Molecular function (GO): ATP binding; ATP hydrolysis activity; ABC-type transporter activity
Source: RefSeq, a predicted model, not a curated record
GUUUGCGAGCUUGGCUUUGUGACCCCACACUACGGUUCAUGACAGUUUCCAAAGGUGGCCUUGCAGGCAGGGUCUGCCUCCCUCCUCCUCCCUCCUCCUGCAGCCCCGGGUUCAGCACCGUGGACAGCUCCCAGCCUCCACCAGCAAACCGCCGCCCGCGGUCGGGCGCUCAGACGCAGGCAGGACAGCGAGGAGCUCGACGGCGCUCUGACCACAUGAACAACUGCAGUUUGGGAUAUUUUGUGUAUUUCUCGUCUGACCGACGGACGUGACAACAUUGAAGACUGUUGCUGAAGUCAGAAGCUGCAACAAUGAUCUCACGAUACAAACCGAGUCCCGGAUCCACCAUGUCCUUGGCUUUCUGUGGGAGUGAGAAUAACUCAUCUGCCUACAAUGUGGACGGAGGUGUUCUCAACAACGGCUGCUUCCUGGACGCGCUCAACGUGGUUCCACAUGUUUUUCUCCUCUUCAUCACCUUUCCCAUCCUCUUCAUUGGUUGGGGCAGCCAGAGUUCAAAAGUCCACAUCCAUCACAGUACCUGGCUUCACUUUCCUGGACACAACCUCCGCUGGCUCCUCACCUUCGUCCUGCUCUUCAUCCUGGUCUGUGAGAUAGCAGAAGGCAUUGUCUCUGACGGGUUCAGCCAAUCGCCCCAUCUUCACCUGUACAUGCCUGCAGCCCUGGCCUUCAUGGCCGGCAUCACAUCGAUUGUCUACUAUCACAACAUUGAAACCUCCAACUUCCCCAAACUGCUGUUAGCCCUGCUGAUCUACUGGGUGCUGGCUUUUAUCAUGAAGACCAUCAAGUUUGCAAAAUACACCGAGCACGGCAUCAGCCCCAGGCAGCUUCGCUACUGCAUCACUGGACUGCUGGUGCUGCUCUAUGGACUUCUACUGGCUGUGGAGAUCAACGUCAUCAUGGGCAGGCGCUACAUGUGUUUCGCCAAUCCAAGAGAAGUGAAGCCCCCCGAAGACCUCCAGGACCUUGGGGUUCGUUUCUUGCAGCCCUUCGUCAACUUGCUGUCUAAAGCUACCUACUGGUGGAUGAACACGUUCAUCACCUCUGCCCACAAGCGGCCCAUCGACCUGAAGGUCAUUGGCAAACUCCCCAUUGCUAUGCGGGCACUCACCAACUACAUAAAGCUCCGCCAGGAAUUUGAAGAGCAGAAGAAGCCUCAGGGUAUUGCUCCCCAAGGUCCAAAGUGGAUCUGGCUGGCUUUGAGGAAAGCCUUUGGCAGGCCUCUCAUCCUCAGCAUCACCUUCCGCUUCAUGGCAGACCUGCUUGGCUUUGCCGGGCCGCUUUGUAUCUCUGGCAUCGUUCACCACAUCAGCAAAGACAAUCGUACCAUCCAGCAACCGACGAAGCUCCUCGGCAUUUAUUUCAUUUCGUCCAAAGAAUUCCUGGAGAAUGCAUACGUGUUGGCAGUGCUGCUCUUCAUCGCCCUUCUCCUCCAGAGGACCUUCCUCCAGGUCUCCUACUAUGUGGCCAUUGAAACUGGAAUCAACUUGCGGGGAGCCAUACAGACAAAAAUCUACAAUAAAAUCAUGCGCCUGUGCACGUCCAACAUGUCCAUGGGAGAGCUAACUGUCGCUCAGAUCUGUAAUCUGGUUGCCAUAGAUACCAACCAGCUCAUGUGGUUCUUCUUCCUCCUUCCUAACCUAUGGGCCAUGCCAGUACAGAUAAUCCUGGGGGUGAUCCUUCUCUACUACCUCUUGGGAAUCAGUGCCUUGAUCGGAGCCACCGUCAUCGCAGUAUUAGCUCCUGUUCAAUACUUUGUGGCCACAAAGCUGUCACAAACACAAAAGAAUACCCUGGAAUACUCCAGCGAGCGCCUGAAAAAGACAAAUGAGCUGUUGCGUGGCAUCAAGCUGCUGAAGCUGUACGCCUGGGAGCACAUCUUCCGAGACAGCGUGGAGGAGACGAGGGGCAAGGAGCUCAACAGCCUUCAGGCCUUCGCCCUGUACACAUCAAUAUCCAUUUUCAUGAAUGCUGCUAUCCCAAUUGCAGCUGUGCUGACGACAUUUGUUGUUCACGUCCACAUUUCUGAAGAUGCAGACCUGUCCCCAGCUGUGGCCUUCGCCUCGCUGUCUCUCUUCCACAUCCUGGUCACCCCUCUGUUCCUCCUGUCCAGUGUGGUGCGCUCCACCGUCAAGGCCCUCAUGAGUGUCCAGAAGCUUAGUGAGUUUUUCUCCAGUGAUGAGAUUGGAGAUGAACAGGAACCCAAGGCCACCAUGUCCUCUGGCUGCAGCAACCACAACCAAAACAGAUACCAGGCAGUGUCAUCCUCUAAGCCUUUCCCUUCGUCGUCCUCCUCCUUUUUCUCCCGAUACCUCCAGCCACUCAAGGUAGUGAACCGGAAGCACCCUCCGAGGGACGAGUGGAACAACUACAGCUCACAGGGGGACCAGGAAAGUGACAGGCUGUCCCAGGAGAUGGGCCAAGACAUCUGCAUUAAGAUAACUAGUGGUUAUUUCACCUGGACUGACGGACCUCCAACACUGUCAAAUGUGGAUAUUAAGAUUCCCUUCGGGAAGCUGACGAUGAUCGUGGGUCAGGUAGGCUGUGGGAAGUCGUCUCUGCUGCUGGCAGCACUGGGAGAAAUGCAGAGAGUUUCUGGAACAGUCAUCUGGAACAGAUUCCCUGCCAUUGUAUCUGAAGGAGAUGAAAGUCCCACAGACAGAGAUGCAGCAGGGGACGAAGACAUCAGGAAGAGAGGCCCUGUGGCCUACGCUUCCCAGAAGCCCUGGCUGCUGAACACCUCUGUGGUGGAGAACAUCACCUUUGAGAUGCCCAUGAUAAAGUCCAGAUACAAAGCUGUCAUCGAGGCCUGCUCCCUUCAGCCAGACAUCGACAUCCUUCCACAGGGGGACCAGACAGAGAUUGGGGAGCGGGGCAUCAUCUUAUCAGGAGGACAGAAACAGAGAAUCAGCGUGGCUAGAGCCUUGUACCAGCAGACCAAUGUGGUCUUUCUGGAUGACCCAUUUUCUGCUUUAGACAUCCACCUGAGUGACCAUCUGAUGCAGGAUGGCAUCCUGAAGCUGCUGAGGGAGGAGAAAAGGACGGUGGUGCUGGUCACACACAAACUCCAGUACCUGCCACAUGCUGACUGGAUUAUUGCCAUGAAAGAUGGGACAAUCCAGACUGAAGGGACUCUGAAGGAUAUCCAGAACUCUGAUCCAGAACUCUUCAAACAGUGGAAAACCCUCAUGAACAGGCAGGAUCGGGAGUUUGAGACGGAGACAGUGGCUGAGAGCAUGACAAACAUGGAGAGGAAGAACCUGAGGAGGGCCAUGUACUCCAGAGAAACUCUGAGGACGGAGGAGGACGAGGAAGAUGAGUCCUUAGAAAGCGAAGAUGACGACAACCUGUCGCAGGUGAUGCGUCAGCGAGCCACCAUCCCCUGGCGCUCCUGCGGCACCUACCUGUCCUGUGCCGGCCUCCCCCUCCUCUCUCUGCUCCUCCUCUCACAACUCCUCAAGCACUCCCUCAUGGUCGCCAUUGACUACUGGCUGGCACACUGGACGUCACAUGUCAUCAUGGCCAAGCUGGAUGCCACGGCUCACAACUGUACCCUAGUUAAGGACUGUGGCUUCAGCCACUCGUGGUAUCUGUCCGUGUUCAGCGUGCUCUGUUGCCUUGGCAUCAUCCUCUGUCUGGCCACCUCUGUGACUGUGGAGUGGACGGGCCUGAAAGUGGCCAAGGGGCUGCACCACAACCUCCUUAACAAGAUCAUACUGGCCCCCAUGAGGCUGUUUGAGACCACUCCGCUCGGCAGCAUUCUCAACAGGUUUUCCACGGACACCAACACAAUCGACCAGCACAUCCCUACCACCCUGGAGUGUCUGUCCCGCUCCACCCUGCUGUGUCUGUCCGCCCUGGGGGUCAUCUCUUAUGUGACGCCCGUUUUCCUCAUUGCCCUUCUGCCGCUUGCAAUCACCUGCUAUUUCAUUCAGAAAUACUUCAGAGUUGCUUCCAGGGACCUGCAGCAGCUGGAAGAUGCAACCCAAUUGCCUUUACUCUCCCACUUCUCUGAGACAGUAGAGGGACUCACCACAAUACGGGCCCUAAGGUAUGAGCCAAGGUUCCGGCAGAGGCUGCUGCAGUACACCGACGCCAACAACAUCGCUUCGCUCUUCCUAACGGCUGCCAACCGUUGGCUGGAGGUCCGCAUGGAGUACGUUGGAGCCUGUGUGGUGCUGGUGGCGGCUGUAGCGUCAAUCACUAAUUCUCUUUACAACCAGCUACCCCCCGGCCUGGUGGGGCUGGGACUCACAUACGCUCUCAUGGUGUCUAACUACAUGAACUGGAUGGUGAGGAACUUGGCAGACAUGGAGGUGCAGCUUGGUUCCGUCAAGAGGAUUAAUGGCCUGCUCAAAAUUGAACCGGAGAAUUACGAGGGACUCCUCAGUGUCUCUCAGGUACCCGAGGGUUGGCCUCGACAAGGAGAAAUAAAGAUCCAGAAUCUGAGCGUCCGUUAUGACGCCACACUAAAACCUGUGCUCAAAAAUGUCAACGCACAUGUGCAUCCCGGUCAGAAGGUGGGGAUCUGUGGAAGAACUGGCAGCGGGAAAUCUUCUUUUUCCUUGGCCUUCUUCCGCAUGGUGGACAUGUUUGAGGGGAGGAUUGUGAUUGACAACAUCGACAUCUCCAAGCUGCCUCUGCAGACCCUCAGGUCUCGGCUGUCCAUCAUCCUUCAGGACCCCUUCCUGUUCAGCGGCACCAUCCGGUUCAACCUGGACCCAGAGAUGAAGGCGACGGAUGAGAUGUUAUGGGAAGCUCUGGAGAUCGCCCAGCUAAAGCCUGUUGUUAAAACCUUGCCAGGAGGUCUGGACGCCAUGGUGACAGAAGGCGGCGAGAACUUCAGUCAGGGUCAGAGACAACUUUUCUGCCUUGCCAGAGCUUUUGUGAGGAAGAGCAGCAUCCUCAUCAUGGACGAGGCCACAGCCUCCAUCGACAUGGCAACGGAGAGCAUCCUGCAGAAAGUGGUGAUGACUUCUUUUGCUGACCGGACAGUAGUGAUUAUAGCACAUCGAGUCCACACCAUCCUAAACGCCGACCUGGUGAUUGUGAUGAAGCGAGGGAUCAUCCUGGAGUACGACAGACCCGAGGCCCUGCUCAACCGGGAGGACAGCGUCUUCGCCUCCUUUGUGCGAGCAGACAAAUAGAGGAAGCGGCACGAGAAGAGAAAAGCCUUGGAAGCAUCAAAGGAAGACAUUCAAAGUGCAAUUGUACCAUGGAAUAAAUAUAUUCCUUUUAUUUUUUAAUCAUGCUGUAUUAUAUUUGUACAUAAACUAAUUGAUUCUUUGUUAA